Xiphias gladius (swordfish) is the source of this 921-nucleotide messenger RNA. Its product is annotated as germ cell-specific gene 1-like protein. Lineage: Eukaryota; Metazoa; Chordata; Actinopteri; Istiophoriformes; Xiphiidae. The transcript has 5 exons. The record is from RefSeq and is a predicted model, not a curated record. Gene Ontology annotation, cellular component: plasma membrane. Bases 1 to 921 code for a protein of 306 amino acids.
AUGAGGCUAGAGCACGGGCGGCGGGCUUCUCUGGCACUCACCCUCAACUUGGUGGCGUUUGCCUUUGCCUUAUCAGCUGUGACCACCAACUACUGGUGCGAGGGGACCAGGAAGGUGGCCAAACCCUUCUGCACAGGACCGCCGGUGAAAGUCAAGCAGUGGUUCUGCAUCCGCUUCAACAGCUCCAACAUCAACGACACCCGGCUGGUGCAGUACAUCUUUGAGACCGGAGAGGAGAAGUUUCUGCUGAGGAAGUUCCACACGGGGAUAUUUUUCUCCUGCGAGCAGGCCGCCGACAUGAACGGGUUUGACUGUCGAGACUUCUCAGAGAUCGCACCAGAGCAUGAAAGAGGGGUCCUGUGGUUGUGUAUCGUGGCCGAGAGUCUGUACCUCACCCUGCUCUUCACGGGGGGCGCUCUGAUGACCCUGGAGCAGUGUCCCUGCUUCAGCAUCAUGAACAAACUGAAGCUCAGUGCCUUCGCCGCCUUGUGCACCGCCCUGUCAGGCCUUUGUGGGAUGGUGGCCCACAUGAUGUUUACCACCAUAUUCCAGUUGGCUGUCGCUAUGGGGCCAGAAGACUGGAGGCCCAAGACCUGGGACUACAGCUGGUCUUAUGUCCUGGCGUGGGGCUCUUUCGGCACCUGCAUGGGCUCUGCGGUGACGGCGCUGAACAGGUACACGAAGACCAUCAUAGAGUUCAAAUACAAGCGGCGGAACAUCGAGAAGAGCCUGAUGAUCAAGCAGAAGAUGCUGGAGCUGGACCUCCCCGAGCAGAUGUGGGACACGUACCUGACUGCUGCGCCCGCCGACGCCGAGGCGCCGCUAGAACUGCCAGUCAACGGCCACAAACCCUCCACGGGGACAACGUAUGUGGUGGAAAUGGACGGUGUGCCAGAACGGCAAGGAGAGGCGUACUGCUAA